AUGACACAGAUUGAAUUUGUAUUUUCAGUCACCACUAACAAGACACUUCUGGGUGGAGGAGGAGUGGAUGGUGCCAUUCAUCGUGGGGCUGGUCCUCUGUUGAGGAAGGAAUGUGCCACUCUGAACGGCUGUGAAAUGGGGGAGGCCAAGAUCACCGGAGCCUACGGUCUGCCUGCAAAAUAUGUUAUUCACACUGUGGGGCCGAUAGUCCAUGAUUCAGUGGGGGACAGAGAGGAACAAGCUCUGAGAAACUGUUAUUAUAACUGUCUGCACACAGCAACUAAGAAUCACCUGCGGACUGUGGCUUUUCCCUGCAUCUCUACUGGAGUGUAUGGAUAUCCACCUGAUCAAGCAGUCGAAGUUGCCCUGAGAACAGUGAGAGAAUACCUGGAGCAAAAUCACGAGAAGCUGGACCGGGUCAUCUUCUGUGUGUUUCUGAAGUCUGACAAAGAGCUCUACGAAACAAUGUUGCCUGCAUACUUCCCACGAGGUUCACCACCAAAGAGCAAAUUAUGAGAGGAUGGCAUAGUUGCUGUGGAAACGCCACACAAACUGCUUUUCCGUCACAUCACUGUCUCGCUUUUACCUGAUGCAGCCCCUACAAACAUCAACAGCUGUCUGACACCACCU
Molecule: messenger RNA, 630 nt
Organism: Sinocyclocheilus grahami
Lineage: Eukaryota; Metazoa; Chordata; Actinopteri; Cypriniformes; Cyprinidae
Product: O-acetyl-ADP-ribose deacetylase MACROD1-like
Exons: 9
Coding region: 1-516 (171 amino acids)
Biological process (GO): DNA damage response; peptidyl-glutamate ADP-deribosylation; purine nucleoside metabolic process
Cellular component (GO): nucleoplasm
Molecular function (GO): ADP-ribosylglutamate-[protein] hydrolase activity
Source: RefSeq, a predicted model, not a curated record